Pelobates fuscus (common spadefoot toad) is the source of this 2554-nucleotide messenger RNA. RefSeq names its product 5'-nucleotidase, cytosolic IA (gene NT5C1A). Bases 234 to 1334 code for a protein of 366 amino acids. Gene Ontology annotation, biological process: adenosine metabolic process; nucleotide metabolic process. Gene Ontology annotation, molecular function: nucleotide binding; 5'-nucleotidase activity; magnesium ion binding. Gene Ontology annotation, cellular component: cytosol; cytoplasm. Lineage: Eukaryota; Metazoa; Chordata; Amphibia; Anura; Pelobatidae. The record is from RefSeq and is a predicted model, not a curated record. The transcript is spliced from 6 exons.
ACAGAGUGGCAGGGAGAAGGCAUUUACAUACUGAGAACGAAGGACAACUGUGGGAGACAGACAUGAAGAGAGAGCAGCGAUUACUGUGAUGAAAGGGGAGAAAUAGAAGUGGGAAGAGAGAGACAGAAAAGGGGAGGGAGGGAUAGAUAGAGAGGAAGGCACAGUGAAUCUCCAUCACACACACAAACACCAGCAGUGCACAGACAAUAUUCUGCACAUUCCCAUCUGAAACCAUGUUGCCUGGCAAGGGGGACACAGCUGAGGGAGGAUCCAAGGACAGCACAGUGCCAGCCCAAAAUCUGCAGGAGAAGGAGUCUGUGGAGAAGGCCAGGGCAUUCUACAACAACCUGACUCCCACCAAGAAACCAAAAUUGCCAAAACCUCACAAUGCCAUCACCAUUGCGGUAUCAUCCCGGGCUCUUUUCCUCAUGGAAGAAGAACAGAAAAUUUACAGGGAGCAGGGACUGGAGGAAUAUGUACGAUACCAACUGGAACAUGAAAGUGAGCCUUUUAAACCUGGAGCCGCAUUCCCUUUUGUGAAGGCCCUGGAAGCAGUAAAUGCUCAUCUUCGUGCACUUUACCCCGACAGCGAAGACUUGUUUGAUAUUGUCCUCAUGACCAAUAAUCAUGCACAGGUCGGAGUGAGACUCAUUAACACCAUAAACCAUUACAACCUUUUGAUUGAACGUUUCUGUAUGACUGGAGGCAACAGCCCCAUAGGUUACCUGAAAGCCUAUCAUACCAAUCUAUAUCUCUCCUCUGACGGCCAGAAAGUACAGGAAGCAAUAGAAGAGGGUAUAGCAGCAGCGACCAUCUUCAGCCCCAGUCAGAAUGUGUCGGUCCAGGAGGAGCAGCUGCGAGUUGCAUUUGAUGGAGAUGCUGUUCUAUUCUCAGAUGAGUCUGAACAAAUUGUGAAAGAGCACGGCCUGGACAUGUUCUUUGAGCAUGAAAAAGCUUAUGAGAACAAACCUCUGGCACAGGGGCCUUUGAAAUGUUUUCUGGAAGCACUAGGAAGGUUACAGAAGAAGUUUUACCUCAAAGGAAUGAGAAUGAACUGUCCCAUCCGAACGUAUCUGGUUACAGCACGCAGUGCAGCUAGUUCUGGGGCACGUGCCCUGAAGACACUACGAAGCUGGGGUCUUGAAACAGAUGAGGCACUUUUCUUGGCUGGAGCCCCAAAAGGUCCCUUAUUGGAGAAAAUCCGUCCUCAUAUCUUCUUUGAUGACCAGAUGUUCCAUGUGGAGGGAGCUCAAGAGAUGGGGACAAUAGCAGCUCAUGUACCAUAUGGAGUAGCACAGAGGCAUAGACACAAGCCUGUUCAAAACACCAAAUGAAGUUAAUUUAACAAUUCUUUUAAGGCAACUUUCUAUUCUGACAGGAUUAACCUGAUCUAUAUGUGUAUUUUUGUUUAACAUACAUAUGCCACUUUGAACGUUGCCUUCACACUUUGUUUACACAGCUCAUAGAUUUAAUAUGAAGCUGUGUGCUCAUGAUCACAUCCAGUGGCUAUGGUCUGUGGAUACCUUUAGUAAUGUUAUAAAUUGAAAGGUUAGGGCUCUGUGAUCUGACUUACACUGUGUUCUUCAUCCAUUAAAUUGCCAUUGUCCACUCUGCACCUCCAUAUACUAUAUGGUAUGGGAGGCCAUGAGUUUGCUUCUUUUUACUGAACCAGCUGUAUUUUUUAAAUGGAUGAAUGUGAAGCUAUACAUUCUUAAAUGUAACUGUUUUUCAGUAGGUAUAUAGGUGUUUAAUUCAAUUGAUUAAUAGAGCUCCUCUCUGAUAAAGCUAAACUAAGGUAAAUAAUUUCUACUUGACCCCUUUCUGAGUAUUAACCUACAUACUUUCCUUUCACCUUGUUGUGUUCUUACAUGGACUUGGGAUUGGAUACAUUGGUUUGGAGAAUAUACUAGAUAUUUGCACAUAACAAAGAUUGUUAUCUAAAAACACAUUAGCUAUUAUUGAUAUAUAAUAUAGUGAAAAUCAAAUUGCUAUUUUAUUUUUAAGUAUUGUUCAAUAUUUAUUGCAUUGGUCUUUAUCUAAACUGUCAGCCAGAAAAGGUUUACCUGAAUUUCUGAAUUACAUCAAAUACAAUUCAGCACAGAAUAUACUGUAACAAUCUCCACAAAAUAUAUCAAAUGUCAGUUUACAAGGUUCCCAUUCCCAUUGUAGGUUUAAAAUGGAUGCUCCAGACAGCUGAUUGUAUGACUAUGUAUACAUAUUUGAAGCCAUCUUUUUAAUUUUUAUAUGAACAACACUCAAAUGCUGCAUGAUCAAAUUACAUUUUAUCACUUUUAAGGUAUGUGGAAUGAAAAGAGAAAAUAAAAUGUCAGUGAUGUUGUUUGCUAAGACAGGCUUGCUGUGUCCUGUCUUGUUAAAAAGUAUGUCUUGUUCCACUUUGAAUAUCUUGCUGUGUUUUGUGCCUUUGUAUAACUGAGAAUGUAUAAUGGGGCUUUAGGGACGUCUGAUUCUGCUACCUGUACUUUUGUGAAUGUAACAGAUGGAAUGUAUUGAUAUAUUUUACUGUAUGUAAUAAAAUAAAAUACAUUUUGGCUGA